This is a messenger RNA of Mercurialis annua (annual mercury), 1735 nucleotides long. Its product is annotated as probable (S)-N-methylcoclaurine 3'-hydroxylase isozyme 2. The record is from RefSeq and is a predicted model, not a curated record. Lineage: Eukaryota; Viridiplantae; Streptophyta; Magnoliopsida; Malpighiales; Euphorbiaceae. Bases 70 to 1599 code for a protein of 509 amino acids. Gene Ontology annotation, molecular function: oxidoreductase activity, acting on paired donors, with incorporation or reduction of molecular oxygen; iron ion binding; heme binding. The transcript is spliced from 2 exons.
GUCUUUUUCUGAAAUUUGUUUAGUUAACUACAAUUACAUAGUUAGUUGACUUUGUGAUCUUCGCAACUGAUGAAGAACAUGGAUCAAAUACCUUCCGCGACGACGCUGCUCGACGUGUUAUCCCCACAUUAUUUUGUUCUUCUUCUACUACUAGUACUACCUCUUGCUUUCUUCAUCCACAAGCAUAUUGCUUCUCCGUAUUCGAAAAGGCGACCUCUUCCUCCCGGUCCAAGGCCAUGGCCAAUCAUAGGCAACAUUCAUCAACUUGGGAAAAAACUUCAUAUCUCCUUUGCCCAUUUUGCCAAACUUCAUGGCCCUCUCAUUUCGCUAAGGCUCGGCACUCAAGUCGUUGUUGUCGCGUCUUCUCCUAUGGCUGCGAAAGAAAUUCUAAACACUCAUGACCGUAUGCUUUCUGCUAGAAGUGUACCGAAAGCACUACCAAAUAAGAUUUGUGAUAUUGAUCGUGUAGCGAUUGUUUGGGCUUCCACUUGCAACGACACGUGGAAAUCCUUGCGAGCCUUGUGCAGGACCGAGCUUUUCUCCACCAGCGCCAUCGAGUCACAGGCUGCAAUGAGGGAGCAGAAGGUUACGGAGAUGGUGGAGUUUUUGAGUAGAAAGCAGGGGCAGGUAGUUAAUCUCUCCGAAGUUGUGUUUACUUGCGCUUUUAACAUGAUUUGCAAUCUUUUAUUCUCCAAGGACUUGCUUAGUUUCGAAGAUGAAGAUAGGAAUAGUGGGCUGAAAAAGGUCGUAUCAAGACAAAUGGAGCUGGCCGUUGUUCCAAAUAUAGCCGAUUUUUAUCCAAUAUUAGCUGAGUUAGAUCCUCAAGGUAUGAAAAGGAAGAUGUCCGAUGCGAUGAAGGAAAUCUUUGGAGCUUGGAAAAGCCAUGUCAAGGAAAGAAGAGAAACUCACGUUCCUGGCUCUACCACAGUUGAUUUCUUGGAUGUUUUUCUAGCGAAUGAUUUUGAUGACGAUCAGAUCAAUUGGUUGGCUUUUGAAUUGUUGAUGGCAGGCUCAGAGACUACUAGCACAACAAUAGAAUGGGCAAUGACCGAAUUGCUCAAGAACAAGCAAGUCCUAGAAAAAGCUUGUGAAGAGGUGGAUAGAGAAAUCAAAAGAAACUCCAUCAAAGAAUCUGAUAUUCCGAAACUUGAUUAUCUAAAUGCAUGUGUAAAAGAAUCUAUGAGAUUCCAUCCUCCCGUUGCAUUCCUGCAUCAUCGCGCUCAAGAAACGUGUGAAGUUAUGAAUUAUAGAAUUCCAAAAGAUGCUAAAAUAUUGAUAAACAUAUAUGCAAUAGGUCGUGAUCCCUCGGUCUGGGAUGAGCCAUUGGCGUUCAAUCCGAGUAGGUUUUUGGGCUCAAACGUAGACUUCAAAGGGCGUAACUUUGAGCUAAUUCCUUUCGGUUCGGGAAGAAGAAUUUGUGUUGGACUACCGAUGGCUGCAAGGCAAAUUCAUUUGAUUUUGGCUAAUUUAAUACAUCACUUCGAUUGGUCUCUUCAAAAUGAUGAGGACUUUGCCAAGUUAGAUAUGACUGAAAAGUUUGGUAUAACAUUACAGAAGCAACAACCUCUACUUCUUGUUCCCACAAUACGAAGAAAAUAAUGAAUUUCAAGAUUUCAAUUGUUUUCUGUUAUAUGUUCAGAAAAAUGCUUGUAAGUUCUUUGCUAGUGUGCAAUCUAAUUUGUGCAUGAAUUUAAAUGUACUUUUGUCAUUGCAAUAUUAGUUAUUUUUAAACCAA